GGGCCAAGAUCAUGGCUGCCGGAGCAGAGGAAACGGUCACUCUUUAUAGAAAGUCAAGGACAUAUCCAGCGGAAACAAGGAUCACCGGUCGCCGAGACGCCAGGAGACGGCGCCAGGGUCCCCGUGUUUCCUCAGGCUCCUUCGCCAGCUCUAGCUCCGGUUCCAGCCGCUCCGACGCCGCCGCCGCGCUUCUACAUCACCCGACUUGCGCCGGUGUUCAGAUCGUCGCAGUUCGUGGGCGCUCCGGGCGGCGUCAACGGCCUGUAUUCGCCCCCGACUACAGAACCUCACACUGGAAUAGGAGGGGGAGCUGCAGUGUUUUCAAGCCCGGUAGCCGAUGAGUGUAUUAAUAUGUGCGAGUUUCGGAACAACUUUGGAGGCUGUGAUCUAAAUGCUACAGAUCAUUACAUCUUCGGAGAUGGCGAUAACACCCAACCUAUGCCGAUGUUCAUGUCGUGGGAGUUCGUGGGCGCUCUGGGCGGUGUCAACGGCCCAGUGAUUAAUAUACUGAGAGCAACUUUUAGAGAAGAUGCAAACAUAACAAAGCUGCGACAUUAUAGGCAUUAUCACCCAAAGCUGCACAGAACUCUGAAGGGACGACACAAUACUCGUAUAGACCUUGAUUCCUAG
This is a messenger RNA of Penaeus monodon (black tiger shrimp), 630 nucleotides long. RefSeq lists its product as uncharacterized. The record is from RefSeq and is a predicted model, not a curated record. The transcript has 6 exons. The annotation marks the transcript as partial. Lineage: Eukaryota; Metazoa; Arthropoda; Malacostraca; Decapoda; Penaeidae.